Messenger RNA from Phlebotomus argentipes, 1919 nucleotides. RefSeq names its product BCL2/adenovirus E1B 19 kDa protein-interacting protein 3 (gene BNIP3). The record is from RefSeq and is a predicted model, not a curated record. NCBI's taxonomy places the organism in Eukaryota, Metazoa, Arthropoda, Insecta, Diptera, Psychodidae. Gene Ontology annotation, biological process: positive regulation of apoptotic process; mitochondrial outer membrane permeabilization. The coding region runs from base 487 to 1083 and encodes 198 amino acids. The transcript is spliced from 5 exons. Gene Ontology annotation, cellular component: nucleus; mitochondrial envelope; mitochondrial outer membrane.
UUUGUCGCACCCGCCAUUCCCGUUCAUUGUUUUUCUGCUGCGCAACUGGAGAGCAUAUUGUAGAGUUUGGCAGCGGAAAAGGCGAUUUUUCCAGUGACUCAGUGAAUAUUGACACGUUGACUCACGGUGGAGAAGUCUUGUGUGUGAAAAAGUCACCCCAUUUAGGCGAUUUUCCCACGUGAAGAUUGUGGCUCGAGAGACGCACUUCGCGGAAGUUGUUUUGUAAACAAAUCACAGAAGAGAGAGAGAAACUUCUUUGUUCUUCUCUGCAAAUCUGCAUUCGAGGGCCUGUGGAGACUGAAACAAGGCGGGGGCGUCGAGAAGUGUAGUGCGUAGCAAAAGGGGCUCCAGGAGACCGCGGAGGCCACUGGAAGAGCAGAGGAGAGGCAUCUUCUGGACACGCACACACGGAGAUUUGGUGAAAAGACGGCGCAGUUCGCGAGUUGGAAGCUAGCAGGGAGUUUCUCGUUGGCCAACAAGUACCAAAUGGCAACUCCAGCGAAAAUGGGAGAUGAUUUGUCUCUCGGAGAAUCAUGGAUUGAGCUGAACUCAAAUGGAUCUGGCACAAAUUCUGGCCAUCGCAGUCCCGAGCGCGUCACGCCGCUGCCCUUCACAUCUGGCGAGGAGUACUUGAGACUCCUGCGUGAGGCACAGCGCGAGUCCAAGGAGUCUAGCCGCGUGGUGUCUUUGGCCGGCUCCAGGCGUGACACGCCACGCAGCAGUCCCAAGUCGCCGCCCAACAGCCCCAACACAGAGCUCUGCAUGGACGAGCUGAAGGGGGUGUACAUCAACUACUGGAACUCCGUCAAGGAAAGCGAUUCUGCUCAGAAUAAGGAUUGGUUCUGGGAGUGGAGCAGUCGACCGGAUCAACAGCCGCCAAAGGACUGGAAAUUUCAGCAUCCGCAGAGACGAAGUCAAGGAUAUUCUGUGCGUUUGGCCCGCGUCGGGAAAAAUUCUCUGUUCUCAAAAGAAGUGCUGUAUUCCCUUUUGCUCACGAAUGUCUUGUCUCUAAUCCUUGGAGCAGGAUUUGGAAUGUGGCUGAGUAAACGAGGAAUUUUGCUCACGCGUGUGUCCAUCGAAUGAACGCUGAAAGAGGAUAAGAUUUGAGCAGUGAAGGCGAUUUUUUACACACUUUUGCAGCAUAAAAUAUUAAGAUAUACAUCAUAAUUACCUUUUACAAGUAAUAUCAAGAGACGAGAUACUUGAAUUGAGGUCAUUUUCCUGUCCAUUUUCUCAAGAGCUUUGUGCAAGAUUCUUCCGCAAAUGAUUAAAAAGAAAAGAAUAUUGAAUAACUGAUUAGAAAGUGAAAAAAGAGCAGGACUUCUUUGCCAAUACAGUGUGUAAUCUAUUCUAUUUAAUGGGAACAGUGAGUAAAAUAUCAUAAGAAGCAAAACUAUUUGGAUUAGAGAUUUUAUGGUGGAAAUUUUCCUGUGUAGCUCAUGUUUUACACUUUCCUUCUAAUUUAUGUAGUGACGGAAAUUGAAGCAAAAGAGGAAUAAUUUAUUUUUCAUGAAUGUGAUAGACGGCAGAAGUGGAACAAUCAUGUAGAUUUGACUUGAUUUUUGGUACUUUUAUACGCGUCUUUCAUGUGAAGAGAUAUAAUAUCCCAAACUAGAUCCUAAAGAGCAUCACUUUUUGUAGUGGAUUUUUUAUAAUACACUGAUUUACUACUGAUUAAAGAUGAUAAAUAUUGCUAUGAAUAUCCCUCAAAAUACAUCCAAAACUCAAUUUAGUGAGAAAUUUAGUAUGUUUAGUGGAUAAAAAAAAUGAAGAAGAGAAUAUAUAAAUAUUUAUAUAUUUAGUGUAUUCAAGAGAAAACAUUCUCUUUUAUAAUGUAAUAACUUCUAAAUUUGCAAAUUAGAAUCACUAUUGCAUAACAAAUAUUGAGAUUGAGAAAGAAAUAAAUAUCUGUGAAAUGA